This is a messenger RNA of Strongylus vulgaris, 702 nucleotides long. The record is from the annotation of a GenBank genome assembly. Lineage: Eukaryota; Metazoa; Nematoda; Chromadorea; Rhabditida; Strongylidae.
AUGCGGCGAGAGUUGGCGACUGCUCUACUGGGUGUUGUUCAGUUAACCACGUCACUGUCAAAGUCUAGUUCAAGAGAAAGCAUGAAUAGGGAGUCUGUUCCAUCCAUAUUGAACUCUAAAAGGUUCUGGCUUUCUGUCGCCGCCUUAGCCCUAGUUCGUGAUCGCUCAUGGCUGGCACUUAGUGAGAAAUGGAACGAUGUACCUACACCCAAUCAAGGGCCGAUCACUUUGUGCGAAAACCACGACGAUGGCGUGACUCCGGCUCAGGUAUUUUGCUCUGACUGUGAAUGUGCGCUGUGUCGGGAGUGCUUCUCUGUCAUGCACUUACAAAAACGAAAGCGUUCUCAUCGUGUCACCUCUUUGGCACCACCUCCGGCUCGUUUGGAAGAGAUUGACAUUCAUCAAGGAUGCGCUAGAAUGAGAGUUGCAAAUCUUUUGGUUGGUGGAUUUCUCAAGAUACUGUUCCAUGGAGAAUCUCUUAAUGGCUUAGUGGAAUUACCGGCUGAUCCAUUUUUUGCAUUUGCCAGCGCAGCAAAUAUUUCAGCUGCGAGAUCUUCUCCGACAGUAUGCAGAUUUUGUGGGAAUCCACUGGAUCCACAUAACCAAUUCGUCGGUGUUUGCUCACAUCCGGACUGUGUACGGUAUUCUACUACGGCAUGUUGUCGAACACUUGCCUGUGGGCAUCAAUGCGGAGGGAUUGCU